AUGGAGACGCCGGCUGGUUUUUGGCUCCUGGCAGCGCUGCUUGUAGCUGCGCUCAGCUUUACUCAGGCCCAGACUGAGAAGAAGUACUUCAAGGCAGGCGGAGACCUUCGGCUCAGCCCUCAGAAGGUCUCUGGGUCGAUCUUCAGCAUCGUGUGGAAAUACGACAAAAACCUGCUGGCUGAGUGGGUGGAAGGCUCGAUUGAUCUAACUUACUACAGUAAGUUUAAAGUCCGCUCAGAGCUGAAAAUUGUGACCGGGGAGUUGGUGGUCCACAACAUGACUUCAGGCGACAAAGGCGUGUAUUCAGUGGAGAUCAACGACCAGGUCCAGAGUCUGACUUAUCAGACUGUGGAGAUCCAAGAAGUGCCCAAGCCUACGGUGGAGUUACAGCCGCUGGUGUGCCACCCAACCUCAGGGAGCUGCAGACUGAUAUGUCACGGAGACGUUGCUAACGCUGGGCCUGUCAGCUACUUCUGGAAGAAAGAUGACGGAGGGUGGGAACUAUCCGAAGACAGAAAGGAGCUCAGCCCUGAGGAAAGUAAUGUGAAAACUUUCACCUGCAGGAUGGAGAACCCUGUGAGUGUGGAGGACAGCAAACCCUUCAACAAUCCUUUAUACCAGGAGAAAAAGGUGAACGAGCUGAACUCUGAAUACUGGAUUCUAAUUUUAGGUACUGUGGUGAGAUCUCUGGCCAUCCUGGCACUCUCUGUGGUGAUCGUCUACUUCCUGUGUCAGAGACUGCAGACUGUCUGUAAAAGCAGAAAUGAUGAUAAUGCAGGUUAAACCGAACUGUCACCUUUGAUUGAUGAAGAUUUAAAGCAUGUCGACUCUCCUGAAAGAGAAGUUCUUAUCUUUUUAUCUUUGUAAAACUGCUCGGCUUCAUUUCCAACUAACCUUCAUUUAUCACAGUCAUGGUCGGCCAUGUUUGUAGUUUUUUUGGUUUAUUUCUUGUGUUUUCAGAGAUUUUGUGUCUUCUGUACCUCUCUGUCUGUCUCGUGUGGUUCUGGUAAUCGGUGCUCUCGGCACCUCUGAUGUUUGUUACUUCCUGUCUUUGUUUCCUCUUUUUUCUGCCUGCCCCGCCCUCAUGUAGUUCCACCUGUUUGGUUCACUGCAUUUAUGCCUUUUAUUGUAUUUCUCCUGGUGUUAGUCAGUUUUCCCACCUCUGUCCAUCAUUCCUCUUUGCUCUUAUUUAGUUUGAACAGCCUUCAGGAUUCUGUGUUUUCUUUGGAGCUGCUUGGCUGCUGAUCAAACGCUCACAUUAUUGGCUUCAAGCUGUAAAUCUGACAGCUGUGAGUUGCAACCAUAUAAUAUU
Messenger RNA from Archocentrus centrarchus (flier cichlid), 1312 nucleotides. RefSeq lists its product as uncharacterized. The transcript has a single exon. The coding region runs from base 1 to 783 and encodes 260 amino acids. The record is from RefSeq and is a predicted model, not a curated record. NCBI's taxonomy places the organism in Eukaryota, Metazoa, Chordata, Actinopteri, Cichliformes, Cichlidae. Gene Ontology annotation, cellular component: membrane.